Trichobilharzia szidati is the source of this 2588-nucleotide messenger RNA. The record is from the annotation of a GenBank genome assembly. Lineage: Eukaryota; Metazoa; Platyhelminthes; Trematoda; Strigeidida; Schistosomatidae.
AUGGCGGUAUCAGUUGUUGGGCUGGAUGUCGGCACUCUAACUUCGUAUAUUGGGGUAGCUAGAGGAGGUGGUAUUGAGGUGAUAACAAAUGAAUACAGUGAAAGAGCAACGCCUACAUGUGUUGCUUUUUCAGGUAACCUAACACUCGUAGGCACAGCGGCGAAAUUACAACAUGUUAUGAAUUACAAAAACACUUUCACAAACUUCACUCAAUUACUUGGCAAGAGUCCUACGGACUUUGCUGUUGCCAAAGAGAAGAAACAUUUGACUCACUCAGUAGAGUGUCGUGAUGGUCGUGUUUCUUUCCCAGUUGUUUUAAAUGGAGUGAGUACUUCGUUUAUUCCUGAGCAAGUUCUCGCUAUCCAACUGAAUAAACUCAAGGAAAUCACAGAAUGCGCAAUUGGUUCAAAAGUCGUGGAUGUCGUUAUAAACGUCCCAACUUAUUACACAGACUCCGAACGGAGAUCCGUACUAGAUGCUUCAAAGAUAGCGGGUCUAAACUGUGUAAAACUAGUUAAUGACUUGACAGCAGUUGGGACCGCAUACGGCUUUUACAGUACUGAUUUACCUCCUGUUGAUCGUCCUCCAAAAGUUGUGGGUUUCGUUAGCGUUGGUUAUAGCACCACACAAGUCAGUAUCUGUGCUUUCAAUACAGGUAAAAUGAAAGUCCUUGCGACAGUGUGUGAUGCUUUUCUUGGUGGGCGAGAUUUUGAUAGAAAGCUUUUCGACAAGUUUGCCUCAGAUUUCCAACAGCAAUACAAAAUUAAGGAACCGUUAUCUGUAAAAGCGACUAUUAGACUGCUUCAAGAGUGCGAGAAGCUUAAGAAAGCAAUGAGUGCCAAUUCUUCAGAAUUGCCAAUAAAUGUCGAGUGUUUGGCAGAAGAACGUGAUCUAGCAAACAAAAUGAAACGGACUGACUUCGAGGAAAUGUGUUCGGAUCUUGUGCAGCGUUUCCAAGAUCUACUAACACGUUGCCUUGAUACUGCCAAGUUGAAAGUAGAAGACAUUCAUUCGGUGGAACUUAUUGGUGGUAGUUCGCGUAUACCUAUGUUAAAGAAUGCUGUUUUGUCUGUAUUCAAGCAAGAAGGAAGAACUAGUUUAAACGCUGAUGAGGCAGUUGCCCGUGGAUGCGCUUUCCAGGCAGCCAUCUGCUCACCGGCCUUCAAGGUAAGAGACUUCAGUGUAGUGGAGCCGUGCCUGUACCCUAUUGUGCUACAAGUUGAUCGUGAAGAAGGUGGUGAUCAAUGCAUGCAAACUGAAGAAAUAGACGGGGCAGUAGCAAUCCAGAGCAAAGAUAUGUGUAUUGAGGUGUUUCCUCAUCUUCACCCUAUCCCUUCUUCACGUCAGAUUGUCCUGUCUCGUCGUGGCAUUCUUACUUUGGAAGCUCGGUAUGCGGAUAAAGAUGCCCUACCGAAUCAAAAUGUAUCAAUUGGAACCUUUAAAAUAGGCAAUCCUUCUGAAACAUUUACAGAACCUCGUAAAAUUAGACUUAAAGUCCGUAUGAAUACUCAUGGUAUCUUUAACAUAUCACAAGCGCAGUUGGUGGAAGAGUAUGAGAAAGAAGUUGAAGUCACUGUUCCUGAGGACGGUCCCAAAGCAGAUGGUUCUGGAAAUGCAAAGACGGAAGUAAACGCUCCUAGCAAUGGAGACGUUGGCAAUCAACAACCAGCUGAAGUUAAUAGUGAAUCAACGCCCAACGCCGUACCAGAUUCAACUGCACCAAAGAAGAAGACUGUAACGAAGAAGAAGUUUACUAAAUAUCAUGACUUAAGUAUUGAUGUUAACAAUAUGCAACUCAGCACAAAACAGCUAAAUGAGUUCUGUGAAGUUGAGGCCAAUCUUAUCCAACAGGAUAAAAUGGAACGUGAAAGAGUUAAUGCUAAAAAUGCUGUUGAAGAAUAUGUAUACGAUAUUCGCUCUAAAAUUCAAGGUCCGUUAAGUCCUUUCUUGACGCCUGCUGAGUCAGAAUCACUUUUACGGAUGUUGGAUGCAACAGAAGAGUGGUUGUAUGGUGAAGGCGAAGAAGUAACCCGUCAGGUUUAUGUGGAGAAACUCAGUGAGUUGAAGAGUAAGAGUGAUCCAGUUGUACAUCGGGCAAACGAACAUCUCAACCGCCCCCUGGUAGUAGAAAAUUUCAAUCGGUCAAUUAUGCAUAUUAAAAAAGUGUUAGACAGCUUAUCAGCUGGUGAACCAACGUACGAUCACUUGACUCCAGAACAAGUCAAGCAGCUGGAGGAAAUGAUAGUUCAUUAUGAGGGUUGGCUGCAUCAGCAGAUGACACAACAGAAUUCUCGACCACAGACUGCGGACCCUGUUGUAAAAGUUUCAGAAAUUAUGUCUCAGCAAAAGGCAUUUGAGUCUACGUGUCAUCCUAUCAUCAAUACACCGAAGCCGGCUCCACCAACCCAAACAGAUGGUCCAGCGCCCCAGAAUUCUGACCAGUCCAACAAUAUGAAUAACAACACCAAGGAGGACAAUAAUCCAAAAACAAGUCAUUCCAACAAGAAUGCAAAAAAUGAAGAGAACAUGGACUUGGAUUAGUGAUACGUGGCUUUACUUCUGUGAAAUCUUAUUCUGUUUAAUUGAAC